AUGACGACGAGCGUCUCACGGUACACGGUGGCCGCCUUCGGCCUCACCUCCCUCGCCGCCGGCCUCGACUCCCUCCUGCGCCCGCUCGAGUCCCUCGCGUCCCUGGGCCUGCCCGCCGCCGCGCUUCCCGCGGCCAGCGGCAACGCCCUCGCCGCCGUCGCCAUGGGCGUCUACUACGCCCUGGCCGCCGCCCAGGAGAACCGGGCCUUCUUCCUCGCCACCGUGCCGAUGCGCCUGACGUCCGCCGUCGUCUUCUGGCGGCAGGGCUGGGCCGGCGUGGCGGCCUGGGAGGGCGGGGGCGCCGCGCUGACGAUGCUCGCGCUUGCGUGGGAUGCACGGCGCGGCGGGAGGAAGACGUCGUGA
This is a messenger RNA of Colletotrichum higginsianum IMI 349063, 363 nucleotides long. RefSeq lists its product as uncharacterized. The transcript has a single exon. NCBI's taxonomy places the organism in Eukaryota, Fungi, Ascomycota, Sordariomycetes, Glomerellales, Glomerellaceae. The record is from RefSeq and is a predicted model, not a curated record. Bases 1 to 363 code for a protein of 120 amino acids.